GAGAAAACCCGAACACUGCUUCGGGCCAGUCUCUCUCUCCCCCUCUCUUUUGUUUACGUUUAUCCAACAACAUGGAGGACGAGCUGGUUGUUGACAUCGAGGGAGACGACACUGAAGGCAGUAUGAACGAGCCGGACGGAGGGGGUUUAGUCCGGGAGCAGUUCGUGCAGUCGGCGUGGACGAGCAGCGCUGGGAUACUGCCGUGGGAGCUGGACAGCUCCAUCAGCCCGGAGAACAGGGAGGUGAUAGAGAGAAUGUUGCUCGAGGAGCAAUACUACCUGAUAGGUAAGGACAUUCCUAAUCAUAUUUGGGAAAGUGAUGCUGACAACAAGCCCAAAGUGAAGAAUUCUCCAGCCAAGACCUCGGCCACAGCCUCGGGAUCCUCUUCUCGUUGGUCCAAACGGGAAAAGGACCUUUUUGAGGAAGGACUGGCUCAAUUUGGUCGGAGGUGGACGAAGAUUGCCAAGUUGGUGGACAGCCGUACUGUUCCUCAGGUUAAGAGCUAUGCCAGACACUAUUUUAAACACAAGGCUGAAUCAGAACCCAGAUCUGCAGCUCCCUCUGCAGGACCUGUGCCGCACCCCCCUCAGCCCACAUCCAGUCAUGCAUCCACUCUGGCCAACACUGUCCGUAUUGAGAAGCUGUCUGAUGAUGAGGAUGAGGAUGUAGACAUCACCGAUGACCUGAGUGAUGAAGGAAACGCUGGCGAUAAAUCACAGGCUCUGCUCAAAACUGGGUUCUGUGAGCCAGAGCAGCCAACAGGCUCUGAGAUUCAGAGAGACAGUCCCAGAGGAGAACAGAAAGAGGCAGGACAGGCUGAAGUAGAGAGCACCCAGGAGAAAAAGGGCCAACACAGCCACAUCUCUCUGUCUCCACCAAGUCAACAACCCUCAUCUAAAUUCCCUUGCUUGGAGGAGCCUGUUGUCACGGAGUUAGACAAUACAGUGCCCCCUCUUCUAAAAAGCCCUCGGACAGGAACUCAGAAAGACUCAAAGCAAAUGAAUGAUGAGUAUGAAGUCCAGAGCUCCCAGUCUGAGAGCUCAGGACAGACCGGUCAACUGGAAGAAGCCUGUAGUGAUGGGACAGAUUCUGCUGAUAAGAUGGAGCAGAUUCUAAAUCAGAGAUCAGAAGAAGACCUGGGGGAGGCGGAGGAGAACGAGGACGAGGAAGAGGAAGAGGAGGAGCUCAAGGUACCUGAGCAGGAAAUUAUGAUGGACAAGGAGACCAUCACUGAGGAUGAGAAACAAGCUAUUCCAGAGUUCUUUGAGGGACGGCCAUCGAAGACCCCUGAAAGAUAUCUGAAGAUCAGAAACUACAUCCUGGAUCAGUGGUUGAAGAGCAGGCCUAAGUACCUGAACAAGACGUGUGUUCGCCCAGGCCUGAAGAACUGUGGAGACGUCAACUGCAUUGGGAGGAUACACACCUACCUGGAACUCAUCGGGGCCAUCAACUUCAACUGUGAGCAAGCAGUGUAUAAUCGCCCAAAGGUUGUGGACCGCUCCAAGCAUAAGGAGGGCAAAGAUGUGCUUGAGGCCUAUCAGCUCGCUCAGAGACUGCAGAGCAUGCGGACCAGGAAGCGCCGUGUGAGGGACAUCUGGGGAAACUGGUGUGAUGCUAAAGACUUGGAGGGACAGACAUAUGAGCAUCUCAGUGCUGAGGAACUCGCUCUGCAGAGAGAGGAGAUGAAGAAGCAGCCUAAACCCUGCAAGAUGUCCAGAUACAGAGGGUCUUUUGAUCCCUUCCAGCUGAUUCCCUGCAGGUCUUUUGGAGAUGAUGUACAGGAACCGUUCCAGGUCAUUGUGUGUGCAGAGACUCUUCUCAUCAUGGACAUGCAUGCCCAUGUGUCGCGGGGGGAAGUCAUUGGUCUGCUGGGCGGGACUUUUAAUGAGGAAGAGAAAGUAUUGAAGAUCUGUGCAGCAGAGCCAUGUAACAGUGUUAGUACAGGUUUGCAGUGUGAGAUGGACCCGCUCUCUCAGACGCAGGCCUGUGAUGUGCUGUCAUCCUUGGGCUUGAGUGUGGUGGGCUGGUACCACUCACAUCCCUCCUUCCAUCCAAACCCUUCAGUACGGGACAUAAACACACAGGACCAGUUCCAGAGUUACUUCUCACGUGGUGGAGCCCCCUUCAUUGGUAUGAUAGUGAGCCCAUACGACCCAGCUAAUCCAUCCCCCCACUCCCAAACCACCUGUUUGUUGGUGAAAGAGAGCCAGGAGCCCUCAGGCCCCCAGAAGCUGCCCUACAGAUUCGACUUCCUGUCAUCACAAGACAUCCCAGACUGGGAACAGACGAUGAGGAGAGCUCAGUGGAUCAUCCACAAAUACUCCCAAACACCUGGGAGUGUGCAGUUGGACAGAUUUUUCCGAAAAGACUCUCAUCUCACCUGUUUGGAGAAGAUGCUGUCAUCUCUCGCCAGGUACCUGGAGCCCCUGCCGGAUGAUGAGGGAGACCCCUUCCUCACCCAGAUCCAGGCCCUUUUCCAGUCAGACUUUAUUGCUAAGCAGCAACAGGAGGAGGGAGACUCUUUGAAUACCUCAUCCAGACCAGUGGACUCAGAUGACUUUGCUUUUGAUCAGCUGAUCAGCCAUGAGAAGCCCCAGGAAGGGAGAGGAGACUCUGAUCAGGAGUCUGGCAGAGUUGCAGACAACAGUGUACAGCCCAGCACAGACACAGACUCAGAGACAAACAGCAACACAGUGUUACAUCUGGGCUCAGUGUUAACAACUGAACAUGACUACUUACUUUGAUGGACCAAAUGUCUCUUACUUGUACUAUACAACAAUUAUUUAACUCAUAAAAAUACCAACUUUUAUGUAAACACUAUGAAGCGUAGUAUCAGUAUUACAAACUUUCUCAUUAAAUUUUUUUAAUUAUAUUUUAUUAUGUUAGAAUCAGAUUGAGUUCAUAUUAAAAUCCUUUAACCAAACACCUAAUGAUUGACCUGAUAGGUGUGUGUCUUUGUCUGUGUGUGUGAUGUUUUAGAGUGUGUGUAAUGGUGAAAGUUUUCUCAGUUCUGCUGGUUUCUUUUACACACGAAAUUAAAAAUGUAUUUUCAUAU
This is a messenger RNA of Xiphias gladius (swordfish), 3055 nucleotides long. RefSeq names its product Myb-like, SWIRM and MPN domains 1 (gene mysm1). The record is from RefSeq and is a predicted model, not a curated record. The transcript is spliced from 20 exons. Gene Ontology annotation, cellular component: BRISC complex; BRCA1-A complex. Gene Ontology annotation, molecular function: metallopeptidase activity; polyubiquitin modification-dependent protein binding. The coding region runs from base 72 to 2744 and encodes 890 amino acids. Gene Ontology annotation, biological process: double-strand break repair. Lineage: Eukaryota; Metazoa; Chordata; Actinopteri; Istiophoriformes; Xiphiidae.